Acinonyx jubatus (cheetah) is the source of this 6997-nucleotide messenger RNA. It is a transcript of the gene ZNF583, whose product is annotated as zinc finger protein 583. Gene Ontology annotation, biological process: negative regulation of transcription by RNA polymerase II. Bases 333 to 2045 code for a protein of 570 amino acids. Lineage: Eukaryota; Metazoa; Chordata; Mammalia; Carnivora; Felidae. Gene Ontology annotation, cellular component: nucleus. Gene Ontology annotation, molecular function: RNA polymerase II cis-regulatory region sequence-specific DNA binding; DNA-binding transcription repressor activity, RNA polymerase II-specific; DNA-binding transcription activator activity, RNA polymerase II-specific. The transcript has 5 exons. The record is from RefSeq and is a predicted model, not a curated record.
CAGACGCCCAGGGGCGGGAGCAGGAGCCAUCUGCCAGCCGUCCCAGGAUGCCCAGCGCCGCGCGCGGCCUGGACUCCAUUUCCCGGCGGCCCCCACUGCGGGCCCCGCUGCCCGCCCGCGCGCCGCGGCCCCUUUGUGAGCCCGGCGGUCCGGCCGCGAGCGAGGCCCCGCCCCGGCCCGCGGGCCGCUGGGCUCCCGGCGGCCGACGGCGCGCAGGGAGGUGCCGACCCUCGGGGAGGAGGCGCUCUGUUUUUCCAGACACUGCCCUUCCAUUGAGGAGCCUGAAGGAGGUGGACAGAAGAGCUGUCAUAAAUUCUUAAAUUCUUAAAGCCAUGUCCAAGGAUUUGGUGACAUUUGGGGAUGUGGCCGUAGAUUUCUCCCAAGAGGAGUGGGAGUGGCUGAACCCUGCUCAGAGGAAUUUGUACAGGAAGGUGAUGUUGGAGAACUAUAGGAGCCUGGUAUCACUGGCAGGAGUUUCAGUUUCUAAGCCAGAUGUGAUCUCAUUAUUGGAACAAGGAAAAGAGCCCUGGAUGGUGAAGAAGGAGGGGACAAGAGGCACAUACCCUGAUUGGGAGUAUGCAUUUAACAACAAUGAAUUUUCAUCAAAGCAAGUUAUUUAUGAAGAAUCAUCCAAAGUACUGACAAUGGGAAGAAGCCAUCUUAGUUAUAGCCUUGACUGCCCCAGUUUGAGAGAAGACUGUAGAUGUGAGGACUGGUUUAAGAACCAGUUAGGCAGUCAGGAGGUACAUUCUAGACAACUGAUCACCACUCAUGAAGAAAUCCUCACUGAAGAUAAAAGUAAUGAAUAUACUAAAUCUUGGCAAACUUUCCAUCAGGAUGCAAUAUUUGAUAUAAAACAGAAUUUUCCCACCAAAGAAAGAGUACAUAAGCAUGAGCCACAAAAGAGAAACUACCGAAAAAAAUCUGUUGAAAUGAAACAUAAGAAAGUCUGUGUACAAAAGAAACUUUUGAAAUGUAAUGAAUGUGAGAAAGUUUUCAACCAGAGCUCAUCUCUUACUCUUCAUCAGAGAAUUCAUACUGGAGAGAAACCCUAUGCAUGUGUUGAAUGUGGGAAAACCUUCAGCCAGAGUGCAAACCUAGCUCAACAUAAGAGAAUACAUACUGGGGAGAAACCUUAUGAAUGUAAAGAAUGUAGGAAAGCCUUCAGCCAGAAUGCACACCUUGCUCAACAUCAGAGAGUUCAUACUGGAGAGAGACCUUAUCAGUGUAAAGAAUGUAAAAAAGCCUUCAGCCAGAUUGCACACCUGGCUCAACAUCAGAGAGUUCAUACUGGAGAGAGACCUUUUGAAUGUAUUGAAUGUGGAAAGGCCUUUAGUAAUGGUUCAUUUCUUGCUCAGCAUCAGAGAAUUCAUACAGGAGAGAAACCUUAUGUAUGUAAUGUGUGUGGGAAAGCCUUUAGCCAUCGUGGAUACCUAAUAGUACAUCAGAGAAUUCAUACCGGAGAGAGACCUUAUGAAUGUAAGGAAUGUAGGAAAGCUUUCAGCCAAUAUGCACACCUUGCUCAACAUCAGAGAGUUCAUACUGGAGAAAAACCUUAUGAAUGUAAAGUAUGCAGGAAAGCAUUCAGCCAGAUUGCAUACCUUGAUCAACAUCAGAGGGUUCAUACUGGAGAGAAACCCUAUGAGUGUAUUGAAUGUGGGAAGGCCUUUAGCAAUAGUUCAUCACUUGCACAACAUCAGAGGAGUCAUACUGGAGAAAAACCUUAUAUGUGUAAGGAAUGUAGGAAAACAUUUAGCCAGAAUGCAGGCCUUGCUCAACAUAAGCGAAUUCAUACUGGAGAGAAACCUUAUGAAUGUAACAUUUGUGGGAAAGCCUUCAGCUACAGUGGAUCUCUUACUCUACAUCAAAGAAUUCAUACAGGAGAGAGACCCUAUGAAUGUAAAGAUUGCAGAAAAUCUUUCAGGCAGCGUGCCCACCUUGCCCAGCAUGAGAGAAUUCAUACCAUGGAGUCAUUCUUGACUCCUUCCUCUCCCUCACCCUCUAUGUCCAGUCAGUUGCCAAGACCUGUAGGUUUUAUCUCCUAAAAAUGCCUUGAACCAGACUCCUUUAAUCCAUUUCCCUUCCAUUAUCUUUGUCCAAUACACAGUAAUCUAUUUCAUAUGGACUAUGGAAAUAACUUUCUGAUUGGUCUCCCUGUAUUUACCAUUUCCUUUGUCAGUUGCCUACACUGUAGUCAAACUUGUACUUUAAAAGUUUGACGAUAUCACUUCUCCUUCAUUGGUACCCUUCAUUGGUUCCCAUAGUUCUUAGGUUAAAGCACACAUUCCUCAAAAUAGCGUAAAAGACCCCCUGCUCCAGAUACCUUGUUCCAUUUAUACCUUACAAAGUACUGUUUUGUGUCAAAAUCCAUCUAAUUCUUUGGACAAUUAAGAACUCCUAUUCCAGCAUCAAACAGAUCUGGGUUCUAAUCCUUGCUCUUCCAUUUUCUAGCCCUCUAGUUUUAGAGAAACAUUUUGUCCUUUGUAAGGUUCAGUCUUAUUUAUAUUAUGGGAAUAAUAAUGGUACUACCUCAAAAGUUGAUGGGAGAAUUAAAUGAGAGAAUGCAUGUAAAUUGCUCAGAGUGCCUAGCAUAAAGUAAUCACUUAAUAAACAUUACUGUAAAAUGAAGAGAUAUUGUGGUAUACAAAGAAGACCUGAUCAUCUUAGCAGGGAUCAUCUGAGAAAAGCAGUAGCAGCUCAACACUCAAGAGAUUAUAAAUAUUUUUGAUUAAGAAUAGCAGUCAUUGUUCUAAAGUGGUUGAUAAGGGCAUCUAAUACAGUAGCAUUGGUGUUAAAGUCCAUGAUGAUACAGAGUAAGAUCUGACUUUGUUGGUAAAAACUUCAUUAGAUAUUCAGCAGUUCUAAUAAGCCAGAUUUUAAAAAUCACUAGUAACAAGUAGGCUUUACUAAGAUAUAUUCAACAUUUACACUUAGACAAAGGCAAAAUAGGUAUUUUUUAAAAGACAAAAAGACCAAUAACCAAAGAAGAAUAGAAAAUAAAAUGGAAGUUUGAUCCCUCUCCUAAUUCCAGGUGGUUGAAUUGUAUUAAAUCUAUGUCAUUUAAAACUGAAAAGGUCGAGCUAGCUCUCCAAGCUGUAAUUCUGAAACUAGAGGGGAAAAGAAGAUUACAGAUCAGUACUCCUAAACUGGCUGCCCACAGACAUUUGAUUUGGUAGUCACCGAGUUUAACAUGAAUACAAAAUAAUAAUAAUAAUAAUAAUAAUAAUAAUAAUAAUAAUACCUUUAUGUGGGCAUGUUUUCCAGUUCUCCACAGUUCAAACCACUCCUUCUUUACAUCUGAUUUAUUUUACACUUUAUAUUACUUCCUGACUCCUGGAGGCUUUGAGUAUGCAAUCAAUUCAGAACCAACUCACACUGCAUUACAGGUAUGCAGAAAAUGGAUGAAAAGGAAGACUUGAAUAGACACUUUAUCCUUCUGCAGGGGGAAGACUAUUCUAGAGAUGUUAGAGGCCCAAAAUUAAUUUACAGACUCUUUGUAACUAAUAGAAUCCUAAUUUUUUUUUAAGGCUUGAAACACUGUGUGCAUGUCAAUGCACACACAUAUACAUUCAUACAGGGAAACACAUAAAUACAUAAAUAAAGGUACUAUGUCAGUGGCUUAACAGUAUUAAUAACAUUAAUUCUGCUCUACAAAACCAACUCCCUCAUCCUUUUAUCUGAAUGUAAAAGUUAUUAAAGGACGCUGUAAUUUAUAAUCACAGUGAAAACAAUCUUCCUAAACAAGACAUGAGAUCCAGAAGCCACACACACACAGAUUCCAGGUUUUACUGCAUAGGAAUUUUAUUAAGCCUUUAUAUAGUCAAAGACAGUAUAAACACAAAGUUUUUUAUUAUCAGUAUUGUAGAUAUUACAACAUAUAUGAAAUUCAUAUCCUUAACAUAAAAGUGCUCCUACAGAUCACUUAGGAAAUGACACUACUCCCAUGAGCAAAGGAUAUAAAGAAGCAACAGGUGACUGGUGACAGAAUCUCACUAGAAUAAGAACAAGUUAAACGAACUAUCCAUUUGUCAAUAUCAAACUGAUAAAAUCUGCAUUGCAAAAGCACAGAAAAGGAGAUACUUCUAUGCAGUGAUAUGAGGAAGUAUGAAUUUGUACAAAAUUUCUGAAAGGUAACUUGUCAAUAUCAGAAUUUUCACUGGGACAAUCAGAAUUUUCUUUACAAAUUUACUUUAUUUCCUUAUCCCAUUAAACAGAUAAAACAAUGUAAAAGGUACCAAACAAAAAAGAUCAGAAAAGAGGAUCAUCAGUGGAUGAGAGAGUUGAAUAAUAGACAAAAGGGAAGAAAGUGUUUAUUCAUGAAAUGUAGCAGAGGCUGCUGCUAUCUGAAAUGUUUGAAUGAUAGGGAUGUCAGUAACAGAAGCCACUUUACAGAGGCUGGGGGUAAUAAGAAACAGUGACAAGACUGUUCAGUGCCUUUCUAUGUGACAGUCAACAGCUUCCUCACUUCACCCUCUCUUCUGUAAGUAAAUUGAAUAGGAUCCUUCACACCAUCCACAAAAAUGAGUUCCAGUUAAAUAAAUUCUUAAAUGUAAAAUUAGCAAGUAUUAUAAGAAAAUAUAGUAGGCUAUAUUUACAAACUGGGAUUGAACAUAUCUUUCUAAAAAAUGCUUUUAAACAAUUUAAAAACAACAGAAGGGAAGAAAUUAUAACAACAUAUAAAGGGAAAGAUGUAAGAACACCUAUAAGUAAAGGACAACUAAACAAGUAUAAAAAUGGACAAAGUAUAAGAAUAGGUAAAUCAUAGAAGAAAUCGGGAUGGCUCAUAAAGGAGUCCGUGCUUAACCUCACUAGUAUUGAGAUACAGAUUUAAAUAAUGUAAUAUCAAAAAGUGGCAGCUGUAUGGAGAAAUGAGUACUCCUCAUUGCCAUUUUGGAGGCAGUGAAGUUUUUAACAUGUUCACUCAAGUCCCUUUGGAAGGAAGGCAGUAUGAUUAGUACAUGAAACACUGGAAACAAUCUAGAUUUCCAUGGGACUUGACUAGAAAUACUAGCAGCAGUUUCAAAGAAGGGACCAAUGAUAUAGACAUGGAUGGAUUUGUCUAAAGGACACUGAAGCAGCAAAUUUUGCAGAUUUGCACAGUAUUAUAUAUUUUAAAAACAUUUCUAACACAUUUAAAUAAGUAUGCAAAUAUUUAGAAAGAGUCUGGAGAGACACACCCAACUAAUAAGUGUUCCUUCUAGGGAGGAGACUGGGAUUGGAUAUUCUGGUCAAGAGGAGAUUUUGUGUUCUCUGUAGUAUUUGAAGUUUUAAACAACAAUGUAAGAAAUUUAACCUAUGAAAAAGUGAACUUAGCAUGAAAGAAAGUUGGCAGGUAAAUUAGAACCUUUUUGGAAUUUAGAGAAUAUUAGCUCAUCGACUUGCCAGUCCUUCCCAAGCAUACAGAGAUCCCAGUAACCUUUCCCAUCCAGGGAAACUGAUAUACAGCUACCUGGAAUAAUCAAGCCAUAAUCAGAUUUUUAAAAAAGUAAUCUCUAUACCCAACAUGGGACUCAACUCACAACCCUGAGAUCAAGAGUUUUAUGUUCUACCAACUGAGCCAGCCAGAUGCCCCAAGCCAUAUCAUUCCUAAAUGUUGAACAGACAAUUAAGGAUCAUAACAUAUGAAAACUAUCAGAAGAAGAAGCAAGAGACCGAAAUAAACCUACAGUGGGGAAAGUUAUGUAAUAACAGAAGAAAACAAAAUUUAUAUUAAAUUUGAACCUAAGUACUCCCAUAUUUAUGGGAAUCUAUAUAAAAAAAUUAGAUAAUACUGUACACCUGAAGUGGAUGCAACAAUGUUAACUAUACUGGAGUUAAAAAAUUUUUAAAUCGUUUUAAAGAAAAAAAUAGUACAGAAAGAAAUCGUCUGUUUUGUAGAAAAAAACAAAUCAGAACUCCUAAGAAUGAAAAAAAUGUUAUUGCUGUAAUAAACCUAACAGAAGUUUUUAAAGAAAAUUUAGGAAACUUUCCAAGCUCAUAAAUUAUAAACAAAAAGGGACAUUCAAUUAAUAGGAGUUCCAAAGAAGUUUACAGAGAAAGGAUAUCAAAUGAUUGAGAACCUUUAUAAACUGAAGAAAGUUAUGAAUGUUCAGCUUGGAACAGUUCAAGUGUUGGGCUGAACUGGCAAAAACAAUUACAAUGGGAAAAAAAUACAUCCAGAAAUAUGCUUGUGAAAUUUCAGAAUACUGAAGAUGAAACCAUCCUUUUCAAAAAGCUUUAAAAAAAUGUGAAUGUCUCUAAAAAGAACAUUCAAGAUACCAUUAGCCUCCUCCCUGUCAGCAAUAUUAGAUAAUACAGAAUGUGCUGCACCUUCCAAGUUACAAAGUAAAAUUACUUUGAACCUAGAAGUCUAUACCCAAACAACAAUAAAGCGUGAGACCAAACACUGAUAUUCUGUAUGUGUAGUUUGCUUCAGUUUACUCUCAUUUAUCCUUUAUUAGGGUACUAAAGGAUUAGCUUUAGCAAAAUUUGGAUGAAACAGGAAGGCGGCAGCAGGAAAAACUUCAAUAAACACAUGUGAUUGGGAAAGCGGUGCUGAGGAUGACUAGGAUGAUGGUUCUACAACCAUCAGAUCAAAUCACUCUAGGCUACAAAUCCAGGAACUCAAUGAAGAAAAUCUUCAGGAAGAUUGAAAUAGGUUACAUUAAGUAGGUACGAAGUUGGAGGAUUAUAACAAUACGGUGAAGAAUAAAAGUUUGUUCUUAGGAAGACAGGCAGUUAUUGGCUUUGAAAAACCAUACCAGUUAUCAGGUCUGAAUAUAAAGUCCCCAUGAAAUGCGGUAUGAUUUUGGAAAACAGAAAUGAAAAAAUAAAAUCCAUUUGACUGAUACCAGGAAGACUCCUCUAAGUGCAUACUGGGAUAACAUCGGACCUAUAGAGGAGGAAAUGUAAUCUUCACACACUGCUUGGCUCCAACUCUUCAGAGAAUAUUUACACCAUGAUAAUGAUUGAGUGCUAUUUUAUUUCCAACUUUACAAUAUAUAGACAAGUCACUUAA